AUGGCAAACAACAAGGAACGCCAGGCCGAAGAGGUCCACGUAUCGGGCCAAUCCAACAAGCCACUCUCGCAACCCCCGCAUGCCUUGACCGUCGAUGCCGUGGUCGCUGAGCUUUCCGUCAAUGUCACAGAUGGUCUGACGUCCGAAGAAGCAGCGAAGAGACUGGCAGAGUAUGGGCUCAACCAGCUGGACGAUGGUCCCGGCGUCCAACCCGUCAAGAUUCUCAUCAGACAGAUUGCCAAUGCCAUGAUUCUGAUCCUGAUCAUUGCCAUGGCCGUCAGUUUCGCCAUCGCAGCGUGGAUCGAGGGCGGAGUCGUCGCGGCUGUCAUCUUCCUCAACAUCGUCAUUGGUUUCUUCCAGGAGUUCAACGCCGAGAAAACCCUCGACUCGCUGAGAUCGCUCAGCUCGCCGACGGCAAGCGCUAUCCGCAAUGGAAAGAACGAGACCGUGGCCACGGCGCAUCUGGUCCCCGGAGAUCUGGUUGAGCUGAAGACGGGUGACGUGGUACCAGCGGACAUCAGGCUGAUCGAGGUUAUGAACUUCGAGACGGACGAGGCUCUCCUGACGGGCGAAUCGCUCCCCGUCCAGAAAGACUUUGCGACUACCUUUCCUGCGGAAACCGGUCCCGGAGACCGUCUGAACGUGGCCUACAGCUCGUCCACCGUCACCAAGGGGCGCGCCCGUGGCGCAGUAUUCGCAACUGGCAUGAAGACUGAGAUUGGGUCCAUCGCUUCCGCACUUCGAAAAUCCGGGAACAAGAAGCGAGAGCCCAAGCGGAAGGCAGACGGGAAGGUGAAACCGCAUCGGUACAUGCAAUUCUGGGGCUUGGUCGCAGGUGACUUCAUUGGUCAUUUUCUGGGAGUCAAUGUGGGAACACCGCUCCAGCGCAAGCUUUCAAAAUUCGCUAUCCUGCUAUUCGGGAUCGCAGUCGUGUGCGCGCUUAUCGUCAUGGGUGCGAACAAGUUCUCCGACAAUAAAGAGGUAGGAGCCCUCGAGGCUGCCAACCAAUCAGACGCUGACCGCCUGAGCCAGGUUAUCAUCUAUGCUGUCGCUACUGGAUUGUCCAUGAUCCCCGCCUCGCUCAUUGUCGUCCUCACCAUCACCAUGGCUGCGGGGACCAAGCGUAUGGUGGAGCGUCAUGUCGUUGUCCGCAAACUCGAUUCAUUGGAAGCAUUGGGAGCUGUGACAGACAUCUGCUCCGACAAGACAGGGACACUCACCCAAGGAAAGAUGGUGGUGAAGAAGGCUUGGAUUCCUUCGCGGGGAACAUUCUCGGUUGGCCAAUCCAACGAUCCCGUGGACCCGACCGACGCCCAGCUUUCCUACAGUCCCAUCCCCCCAUCGCAAUCAGUCCCCAGUGUUCCGGGGGAGUUCGUUCCGGGGGAGAAGAAACCAGUCGACGACGAUACCCCCAAGACCUACCAAGAGCUGUUGGACGAACAUCCCGAGCUGGAAGGCUACCUCAACAUCGCCACGCUAGCCAAUCUCGCCAAGGUCCACAAAUCCGAUGAGGGCUGGAAAGCUACCGGUGAUCCGACCGAAAUCGCCAUCCAAGUGUUCGCAGCCCGUUUCAACUGGCAGAGAGAGCGCUUUACAACGGGCGAGUCGCCCAAGUGGGAGCAAAUCGCCGAAUUUCCCUUUGACUCGACCGUCAAGAAGAUGAGCGUCAUCUUCAAGUCCGCCGAAAAGGCCAUGGUCUUUUCCAAGGGUGCCGUGGAGCGCGUCAUCCAAUCUUGCCCUCUCAUCCAACGGGACUCGGGCGCCGAGCCGGUCGAGCUGACCGAAGAGAUUCAAUCCGAGAUCUUGGCCAACAUGGGAGCUCUGGCCUCCCAGGGCCUUCGAGUCUUGGCCCUCGCAAACAAGGAGUGGCAUGGACCGAUGGGCAAGAACGAACAAGAGAAUCGCGAGGAGGUCGAGACGGAUCUCAUCUUUCAAGGCCUGAUCGGUAUCUACGAUCCGCCCCGACCCGAGUCCGAAGGUGCCGUGAAGGAGUGCCACCAAGCCGGCAUUGUGGUGCACAUGUUGACGGGUGAUCAUCCGGGGACCGCAAGCGCGAUCGCUCGCCAAGUCGGCAUCUUGCCAGCUAACAUCGGGGACCUGUCGAAGAAGAUGGUGGAUGCGAUGGUCAUGACUGCGAGUCAGUUUGACAAGUUGAGUGAUGAGGAGAUUGAUGACCUGCCGGUCUUGCCGCUGGUCAUUGCGAGGUGCUCGCCGGAUACGAAAGUACGGAUGAUUGAUGCGCUGCAUAGGAGAGAUUGCUUUGCUGCGAUGACUGGGGAUGGUGUCAACGAUUCACCCUCGCUCAAACGUGCAGAUGUCGGCAUCGCAAUGGGACAAGCCGGUUCUGAUGUGGCCAAAGACGCCUCCGACAUUAUCCUGACGGACGACAACUUCGCCUCGAUUCUCAACGCUGUCGAAGAAGGCCGCCGCAUGUUCGACAACAUCCAGAAGUUCAUCCUGCAUCUGCUCGCUCAGAACAUCGGGCAAGCAUGCACUCUGCUCAUCGGGCUCGCGUUUAAAGACGAGGAAGAUCUCUCCGUCUUUCCGCUCUCCCCCGUCGAGAUCCUCUGGAUCAUCAUGAUCACGUCCUCGCUCCCUGACAUGGGCCUCGGCUUCGAAGUGGCGGCGCCUGACAUCAUGCAGCGGCCGCCGCAGUCCCUCAAGACGGGCGUCUUCACCAUGGAGAUCAUGGUGGACAUGUUGGUCUACGGGCUCUGGAUGGCCGCGCUGUGUCUCUCCUCCUUCUCCGUCGUCCUCUUCGGUUUCAAUGAUGGCAAGUUCGGCAUCGGCUGCAACGACUCCAUCGACCAGGGCUGCUACAACGUGUUCCGGGCGCGGGCUACGACUUUCGUCUGCAUGACCUGGUUCUCGCUCUUCCUGGCCUGGGAGAUGGUCAACAUGCGUCGCUCCUUCUUCCGCAUGCAGCCCAAGUCCAAGAAGUACUUCACGCAGUGGGCCAUUGACAUUUGGCGCAACAAGUUCCUCUUCUGGUCCAUCGCGGCCGGCUUCAUCACCGUCUUCCCCACCCUCUAUAUCCCGGGCCUGAACGACCGCGUUUUCCGCCACGAGGGCAUCUCCUGGGAGUGGAUCGUCGUCGUCGUCGAGACUAUCCUGUUUUUCGCCGGCGUCGAGUCGUGGAAGUGGGGCAAGCGCAUCUUCUUCCGCCGCCGGGACCGGGGCUUCGGCUACACCAACAAGGACCUCAGCGUCAGUGUCUUCUCGCGAUAUAACACCGAAGAGGUGCCGCCCGAGUCCAAGGGCGUGCGUGGCUCGCGGAUUGUUUAG
Molecule: messenger RNA, 3285 nt
Organism: Drepanopeziza brunnea f. sp. 'multigermtubi' MB_m1
Lineage: Eukaryota; Fungi; Ascomycota; Leotiomycetes; Helotiales; Drepanopezizaceae
Source: RefSeq, a predicted model, not a curated record